Penicillium odoratum is the source of this 897-nucleotide messenger RNA. RefSeq names its product SDR family NAD(P)-dependent oxidoreductase. The record is from RefSeq and is a predicted model, not a curated record. Bases 1 to 897 code for a protein of 298 amino acids. Gene Ontology annotation, molecular function: oxidoreductase activity. NCBI's taxonomy places the organism in Eukaryota, Fungi, Ascomycota, Eurotiomycetes, Eurotiales, Aspergillaceae. The transcript is spliced from 5 exons.
AUGGCCUCUCUUGGUGUUGUGGAUUUAUUCAAUGUUAAGGGACGCGUUGCGGUUGUAACUGGUGGAAGCAGUGGGAUAGGUUUAAUGAUCUCCAAGGGUUUGGUGCAAAAUGGAGCAAAGGUUUACAUAGUAUCCCUACCAAGCGAUCCCAUCACCGAAGUGGUCAAGGAACUGAAUUCGUUGGGGCAAAAGACGGGUGGACAUGCCGAAGGACUGGCAUGUGAUCUCUCAUCUAAAGACUCGAUAAAGGAGCUUGGCGAGAAAAUAUCUCAAACAGAGAAAACACUGGACAUGCUCAUCUCUAAUGCCGGAGUCCGUCGUGAUCCUCCACAAUCCUGCAAUGUACUUACGGCACCCCUGGAAGAACUACAAGCUUCAAUGUGGUCUAUCAGACAAGAGGACUGGGAGGACACAUUUCGUGUUAACACUACCGCCCAUUAUUUUCUCAGUGUCGCACUCCUACCCCUACUUGCCGCGGCUGCCAACCAGUCCAGAGGUGAUGGAGUCAAGGGUCGAGACGAAGGCCGAGGAGUGAUUGUGGUUACAAGUUCCUGUGCAAGCAUGCAUAAUGUGACAAAUGUGGAUCUUACAAGCUACGCAACAAGCAAGGCAGCCACCGACCACCUGGUAAAGUUGCUGGCAGCUAAGUACAAUAGAUUCUAUGUGCGUGUGGUGGGAAUUAACCCUGGAUUUGUUCCGAGCAAUAUGAAUCCUGUUGGUGCCGAAGGCAACAUCUUCAGCUCCUUGUUCGACAAGGUACCAGCGAAGAGGGCAGGAGGCUCCGAAGAUAUAGCUGGAACAAUCUUAUAUUUAGUGAGCAAGGCAGGGUCAUAUGUGGAUGGGGUCUCUCUGUGUGUGGAUGGUGGGCGAAUCUUGCUAGCGAAUGGACAGGAGUGA